CUGCUGCCAUCACUUCGGUUUUGACUUUCGUUCGGUGCGGUUCGCAAGUUUGUGCAGUGAGUGCUUGUUCCGGUUGCAGCUACUUUUUUCCGUUCGUGGAACAUUUUUUUCUGGUUUUCUUAAACCCAAAAGCGUUUCCUGCGAAUAAUAUCCUGGUUGAACUAUCGCGUGCUCCCGUAUAAGGAUCGAGCAUAGCAAAUAAUUUCGUUCUCUGAGUGGUUCAAUAAUCGGCAAACGUAACAUCAUGAGCGACGACCACCAAAAUGGCGAUCACCGUGAAGACGAGGAAAUCCGGGAGCCGGAGCACAUGCGUAAGCUGUUCAUCGGCGGGCUGGAUUACCGCACCACGGACGAGACGCUGAAGGCAUACUUCGAGAAGUGGGGAAAGGUCGUCGAUGUUGUUGUGAUGAAAGACCCGAAGACUAAACGCAGCCGCGGUUUCGGUUUCAUCACCUAUUCAAAGUCGUACAUGGUCGAUGAGGCCCAGUGUAAACGUCCGCACAAGAUUGAUGGCCGUGUCGUGGAACCAAAACGGGCUGUACCCCGGCAGGACAUUAAUCGACCGGAGGCGGGAGCUUCGGUGAAGAAGCUGUUCGUCGGAGGACUGCGAGAUGAUUUCGAAGAGGAACACCUGCGGGAAUAUUUCGGCAAGUUCGGUAACGUGAUCCUGGCCUGCAUUGUAACCGACAAGGAGAAUGGCAAAAAGCGUGGUUUUGGAUUCGUUGAAUUUGAUGACUAUGAUCCCGUGGACAAGAUUAUUCUCCAAAAAAGCCACACCAUCCAGAACAAGAUGUUGGAUGUGAAGAAAGCCCUGCCGAAACAGGAGAUGGAUCGGUACAAGAGUGAUACCGGUCGUGGAGGUGGUGGUGGCGGAGCCUGGGGUAAUCAACAGCGCGGAGGCGGUCAAUCGCAGGGAUGGGGCCAGACUGGAGGACGUGGCGGCGGUGGUUGGGGGCAGAGCCAGCGCGGAGGUCAAAAUGACUGGGGCAGCGGUGGCUUCCAGCAGCAGGGUGGAUUCAACAAUAGUGGAUACGGCAAUGGCGGUGGCUACAACGCUGGCGGUGGCAAUUGGAGUCAGGCUGGAAACCCAUGGGAUCAUGGAUGUAACACUCAGGGAGGAUGGGGUCAACAAACCGGUGGUUGGGGAGCUCAAGGUACUGGCGCGGAUUUCGGCAACAGUUUUGGAAAUAAUUACCAGCAGGGAUACAAUGCCGGUCCGGUGCGAGCCGGAGGGUACAACAACCAGAGAUCGGCACCUUACGGCAUGGAGUCGUACGACGCUAACCAGGGUGGAUUCGGUGCUAGCGGUGGCGGCUACGGAGCCGCUGGAGGUAAUCGUCGAUACUAAACGGUUUAUAGUACAAGGAUGAGGCUGGGACGCACGCUCUAUCGUGUCAGGUGUGUUGCAAAAAAAGAAAGAAGAAAAGGUCAGAAUCAGUCGGAGAGAUUGAGGCAGAGACAGACGAGGUAAAACAGAGCAAGGAAGAUAUGUUUUGAGCAAGGAUGACUGAUAAAAUAGGCGUCAGAAGUGAAACAAGCAGAAGGAGCAUUCGUAUUUUUAUUAAGCUAACCAAGGAAGUAACGAAAUGAAGGAAGGAGAGACACAGCAUAACACAAGUAUAUAGACAAAUCAUUCACCAGGAAGACGCAGUUUGGAGGCGAUUUUUAUUGACAGCAGUGAAGAAUCUUUAGUGAAAAGGGGAAUCUUGAGAGUGGUUGGUCAGAGAGAGAGAGAGGGGACACAGCAAACCACCGAAAGAGUGACCAGAUCAGUUCGCCAGCAGAGACAGUAGGCGUGCAGUUUGAUUACCUUUCUUUGUCUGUGCGAAACCCGCGCUUACUCCUUCUCCAGUAAAAACUUUUCAAGUGCAGAAGAACAAUAGCAUUCUUCACAGAUCUCUAAACCCUUAGAAUUAUCUUUUCCUUGUGGAUUGUGAUGGAAAGUAAUCUUUCCGCUCGCAAAAUUUCUUCGCACGCAAGAAAGAAAACCAAUUUUGAUUUUUAUUGUGGAAAUCACAGUCAAUGAAACAUGCAUCAAAAUAUAGCAACAUAGAUCUACGGAAUAGUUUAAGGUUCAGUUGUAAGAGGAAUAUUUCUUUUUCUCGCAAAUAUACAGCGACAGCAUACUUGCAAAAGUGUUUAGGUGAAGCUACAAACUCGUAAAAAUCGUCCAUCAAUAAUAAUAUACACACUUGAAUCUAUUAGCGAAACAGAUGGUAGUACCACAAAUAAGAACAGAUUUACGAGGAACGGCACAGGAGAGAGCCUACAGACAGAUGCUUGUAAAUAUUUUCUUAAAGAUAAGACAAAUUCAAUUUUAUACAACUUAAUGCGCUAACUGAAGGCGACCAGGUUUUUUUUCAGCUGACGAAACACCUCAUUCGGGUUGGCACCAUAAUUUAUUGUCUACUUCAUUAGGACUUAUUAUUUCGCUCCAAUGAACAGUUUGAGUUUUUCUAUGGGAUUCUGCUUUCUCGUCCAAAUGAUCGGCUAUCCGUCCCAUCCUUUUUCCUAUUUUCCUCUCAGUAUGCAUAGAACGAACGCAGAUCAGAUUCGUAUAGCACAGACCGAUUCGUGCAGUAGCGUAUUUUCAAGCAGAAGUCGAUGCAGUAUUUGCACAGUUCAACCGUUUAGUUUUGAGUCUCGGUUAGAGCAAGUUUCUAGAAUGAAAACAAGCAAAGUCAAGUGUAUGAGAAAUAACUAGAUAUCUGUACUAACUAGUAGAGUUAAUGAACAGCAUAAGAUUUAAUCAAAUAAAUGUUCAAAUUGAGUAAAUUCAAGAUAGUAAAGGUAAAAAGUAUAGUGAGAAAAAAUGGAAA
Molecule: messenger RNA, 2819 nt
Organism: Topomyia yanbarensis
Lineage: Eukaryota; Metazoa; Arthropoda; Insecta; Diptera; Culicidae
Product: heterogeneous nuclear ribonucleoprotein 87F-like
Exons: 5
Coding region: 245-1348 (367 amino acids)
Molecular function (GO): RNA binding
Source: RefSeq, a predicted model, not a curated record